Messenger RNA from Daldinia childiae, 1866 nucleotides. RefSeq names its product putative alkaline phosphatase family protein. The coding region runs from base 1 to 1866 and encodes 621 amino acids. NCBI's taxonomy places the organism in Eukaryota, Fungi, Ascomycota, Sordariomycetes, Xylariales, Hypoxylaceae. The transcript is spliced from 4 exons. The record is from RefSeq and is a predicted model, not a curated record.
AUGGGGGAACGCACUAAGAGGACAGCGGCGAUCGCGUCCACAGGAAUUAGAAUCGCCUCGAUCGUCUUUCUACGAUGGGUCGCUUUACCCCCUUUUCUUCCGAUAAUUUAUACACUAUUUGCUAUAUAUCUUCCAUCCUUCAUCUCGACUUACGCGACCGAAUCUAAAUACGAACUUAUUGACGAAGUCGAUAUAGUCCUUAAGGAGGACAUCUUGAAUAAGGAUGAUAUUGCUAAUGGAACAACUAAUGAAGCUGUCGUAGUUGAGGAGGUUGAUGUUGAAGAGACAGCAGAAAUCGUGAAGAAGCCUCUGAGUCCCCUUAGCACCCUCUUAAAAGGGACCCCGAACCCGAAUAGCUUUUUCUUGACGGCAUUAACAUUCUUGCUCAAUGCUGCUUGUGUCGCGAUGGUCACUGAUAUGGUAUACACACCCCGGUGGUUCCAUCCCAGUCAUGACCUUUCUUUUGCUCGUCUUGGAUACGUCUCAGACAGCGAGGCGAAACUACUGAUCCGGGAGCCCGAUCAGACAAAAAUGCCCGUCACAGUUCAAGUUCAUAUUAAAGAUGCACAGCCGCCGUUUGACAACCCUCUGUGGCAAACAGCUGGUAGUAUUCUUUCGACGACUAACGAGACCGACUUUACCGCGGUAGUCAAUAUUCCCCUGAGCCAUUCUAAGCAGCGAGUGUACGAAUGGACCACCUCGAACAAUCACUCGGGUGAAUUCACAUCUGCUCCUAAGCCGGGUUCCCUGCCAGAGCUUUUUGAUGGCAAAUUUACCUUCCUCUCUACCUCGUGUAUUGUUCCACGUCUUCCCUAUUCUCCGUUAGAUCACCCCUUAGCUUUCCCAGGCAUGAAACAUCUAGCGAAAGUAUUACCAAACCUGGGCGCACAGUUUAUGUUAUUCCUUGGCGAUUUCAUUUACAUCGAAGUACCUCAGCGAUUUGGCGACUCCGUUGAGAAUUAUCGACAGAAAUAUCGCCAAGUCUAUGCUUCACCCGACUGGCCAGCUGUAGGCCAAAAUCUUAGCUGGAUUCAUGUUCUUGACGACCAUGAAAUAUCCAACGACUGGGAUUCGAAGUCGACUGGUGUAUAUGAAACGGCCGUAGACCCUUGGCACCAUUAUCAGACUGCGGUGAACCCUCCGGAGGCUAAGAAGGCCGGAGGUCAGGGCAUCGUAUCGCGCAAAGGAGCCACAUAUUUCUCGUUCAUUCAAGGACCUGCCAGCUUCUUCAUGCUUGACACCAGAAGUUAUCGCUCCAAGAACUCAGAGCCGUUCGAUAGCGAAAACAAGACGAUGCUUGGCGACACGCAACUCGAAGAUUUCCUUGACUGGGUGCGCCGCCCAGAACCCAAAGGAGUUAAAUGGAAGAUCGUUGCCAGCUCUGUUCCAUUCACGAAGAACUGGAGAGUGAACACUAAGGACACUUGGGGUGGCUUCCUCUCUGAGCGUCGAAAGAUUCUCGAGGCUAUGUGGGAUGCUAGUAGCUAUGGAGUAGGCUUUGUGAUCUUAUCUGGAGACCGCCAUGAAUUUGGUGCGACAGCCUUUCCGCCGCCGAAGAACAGCACAUGGUCAGAGAGUGCGACCGUCCAUGAGUUCUCGGCAAGCCCCCUUAACCAGUUCUUUUCGCCUAUCCCUACCUACUCACAGACAGACGAUGAAGAUGUCCAGCUCAAAUAUAUAAACGCGGGCAACUCCAAGUUUGGUGCGAUCACCAUCGAGAAGUUCGCAGAGGGAGAGCAGAGCAGCUUGAAGUACACCGUCUAUAUUGAUGGCGAGGAGAAGUGGAACACCGUGAUAUUAUCGCCGGAAUCGUUACAUCCCGCCAAGACAGGGGGCUCUUUCUGGGACAGACUUAGGGGAAUUUGA